Somion occarium is the source of this 1642-nucleotide messenger RNA. The record is from the annotation of a GenBank genome assembly. NCBI's taxonomy places the organism in Eukaryota, Fungi, Basidiomycota, Agaricomycetes, Polyporales, Cerrenaceae.
GAACUCAUCACUUGCACAUUAACCCAGACAUAUAAAUCCUGCAAAGUCCGAGAUAGUAGACUAUCAUCCACUUGUCUCUGGUCCCCCACCAUCGAUACAGCCGUCAGUGUCGGCGUUGGACUUCUCCUUGACUUCUCCUCGUGUACGAUCUCAUCCGUCCACUACGCCACAUCCUCCUCCAAGUGCCCUCAUCCUCCCAAGUUCACGGUUGCCUAUUUGUUCAAUCGAUCAUGUCACUCGAGAGCGCAGGGUCACUUCUGAAAGAGAUACUCACUAAUAAGAUAAUCUCGAGAUGGCCUCACAUCUACCCUCAGGGAGGGAAGAUCUGGCAGGGGCCAAUAGUUGCGCCACCCGUUGCGGAGCCUAACUUCCACAAGGACACGAUGUUAAAUCCUGCCUGGAUCAAUAAGAAUCGCUACUUGGGACUCGAGAAACAUGCAUCUGGUCAGAAAGCCAUGGAUCAUAUCAUGACGGGGAAAUGGAGUCUUUAUUCUUCUCCUGCCAAACGAUCGCAGACGAUCUUCGGCACCCCGGAUAGUACCUAUAGCUCACUGCCCGAUACCGAUUCCCAAUCCUCGAUAUUUUCGCGAUCGAUCUCCCGUUCCUCCUGCACCUCGAUUGACAGCGACAUGGAUCUGGAAACGAAAGUCGAGUUUGACCAUGUAAAGGAGCUGUUUGAAAGGGGAAAGGAGAUGGAGAUGGGAUGGAAGACGCACCGCACGGAUUUCAGUCUGUUCCAGGAUGACUAUGACAUUUCAUCCCUGCAACCGGGAGAUAUGACCCGAACAGGACCAUAUACCCAGAAGUUCAAGCACCUCAGAACGAUUGUGCAGCCUCCGAUGUCUCUCGAUAUGUCUAGCAUUGAACAGUACGUGGAGAUGGAGAAGUGCCAUCACCUUGCCUACGAAAUCGUGGGGGAUGAUGAUGCUACAGAGGGCACGCAACUUGGUCGCCGGGAUCAUGACUUCGACGAGGUAGUUUUUGAAUCGGAAUUCGAGGAGGUCUGGAUUGGAAUGGAGGGUGACAGCGAUCAAGCAGGUGUUGAUAGCAACGAUGAAGACCAGAGUGCACAGAAGCCCUACAGGGAUAUGGCAAUCCGAACACCAGCAUACUCGGAGGUCACAACUCUCGAAUAUCCUUUGGAGGUGGUAAUGGAGAUCAGGAGUAUCAUGUCAUAUAGUCGACGGUGACUCGGUAUCGGGCAACCCGCCAAAGUCGGGUCGCGGGAGACUAUGGACUCCAAUAACGCAUUUAAUGAAGACGACUCUCGAAUCCAUCUGUCCUGUAUUAUUCAUAUUUUAGUGGCUUUUAAGGUUCUGGACACAUUUGUACGCUUGCUUGUCGAUACGUCGCAGGACGCUGUAUAUGACCUUCACACAAACACGUACCUAGAGCUAUAAGCAAGUGGAAGAGAGGCUAAAGCCUUCUAUGUCUAUCACAGCUCAAACCGUCAAGUUGAUUAUGAAAUUACUUAAACGUACAGUACUUGUGUUCAAGGCAGCCGCCAUGCAUCAUUGUUGCGAAGGAGGCACAACGGGCUUUGACUCUGCGGAUUUUGAUUCGUCGGGUUUUGGUUCUUCGGGUUUUGGUUCUUCGGGUUUUGGUAUUUCGGGUUGUGGUUCUUCGGAUAUUGACACUUCGG